AUGAGACUUUUUCAUCUGAGAACAUUCGUAUAUUUGAUAUUAAGUGUACAGUCUUUAGUGAUUAGAACAUCUAGUGCAAAUCAUGCAACUGUCUCAACAAGGAAUUGCAUUGGUUCUGCUGAAAAUGCUACCAAUGAGUUGUGGAAGGUAGAAUUUUCAUCAGAUGUUGUGGAGAAUGAGUACAUUGUGGCGUUUAAUGAUUACUACUCUUCUAAAGCACGGAAUAGCUUUGUUGCAUCAGCCUUAAAGAGCUCUGAAGUAGUUUCAUGGAAUAUUUUACCAAGAAAUAACCCUGCUAGUGAUUAUCCCAGUGAUUUUGAAGUUAUCCAGAUUCUAGAAAAAACGCAGGCUAGUUUAGAGGCCCUACUUCAACACCCAUUUGUCAAGAGGGUGACACCGCAGAGAAGAGUCAUAAGAACACUAAAAUCAUCAGAAGAUUCCCCAGUAGAGUACAAACCGUGCAAUAAAAGUGAACCUUGCUGGCAACAAAAAUGGCAGUCAUCAAGACCACUGAGGAGAUCCAGUCUAGCAUUGGGAGGUGCAUUUUGGCAUUCGACUGGGCGUUACACCAGCAGAAGGUUAUUAAAAGCUAUACCAAGACAGAUCACCAAUGCUUUACAAGCUGAUAUACUAUGGGAAAUGGGUUAUACUGGUGCUGGUAUAAAAGUAGCUGUAUUUGACACAGGGUUAAAUGAAAACCAUCCGCAUUUCAAGAAGAUUAAAGAGAGGACUAAUUGGACCAAUGAAAAAACAUUGGAUGAUGGUUUAGGGCAUGGUACAUUUGUUGCUGGUGUAAUUGCGAGUCAUAAAGAAUGUCUCGGCUUUUCUCCUGAUGCUGAUCUUUUCAUAUUUAGAGUCUUCACUAACAAUCAGGUGUCAUACACGUCAUGGUUUCUAGAUGCCUUUAAUUAUGCUAUUCUGAAGAAAAUUAACGUGUUGAAUUUAAGCAUAGGCGGGCCUGAUUUUAUGGAUCAUCCUUUUGUUGAUAAGGUAUGGGAACUUACAGCAAAUAAAGUAAUAAUGGUGUCUGCUAUAGGAAAUGAUGGGCCUCUGUAUGGAACUCUUAAUAAUCCUGCUGAUCAAAUGGAUGUGAUAGGUGUCGGUGGCAUUAAUUUUGAAGACAAUAUUGCCAGAUUUUCAUCACGAGGCAUGACCACAUGGGAGUUACCAGGCGGGUAUGGUAGAGUAAAACCGGAUAUUGUUACCUAUGGAUCUGCUGUUAGAGGGUCUGGUAUCAAGAGUGGAUGUCGUACUUUGUCAGGUACUUCAGUGGCAUCACCAGUAGUAGCCGGAGCUGUCUCAUUGCUUGCAAGUGCUGUGUUACAGCGCCUCCAUGUGGUGAACCCAGCCAGUAUGAAGCAAGCUUUGAUGGCUUCAGCGAGAAGACUGCCAGCAGUGAAUAUGUUUGAGCAGGGUCAUGGCAAGUUAGAUCUUGUCAGGGCUUACCAGAUCCUAAGUAGCUACAAACCACAAGCAAGUUUAAGCCCUAGCUACGUUGACCUCACUGAAUGUCCAUACAUGUGGCCAUAUUGUACUCAACCGAUAUACCAUGGUGGAAUGCCCACUGUAGUCAAUGUGACCAUAUUGAAUGGCAUGGGUGUUACUGGUAGAAUUGUUGAAAAACCAGCAUGGCAGCCAUAUACACCACAGAAUGGCAACUACAUUGAGGUGGCACUGUCCUACUCGCCAACAUUAUGGCCCUGGUCAGGUUAUCUAGCUGUGUCUAUUACUGCUUCCAAAGCUGCUGCUUCUUGGGAGGGUGUGGCUCAAGGUCAAGUUACACUCACAGUAGAGUCUCCACCAGAGGAAGAACCACGUAGAUCUCUAUUAAAGUUGUCAAUUAAAGUAAAAGUUAUUCCAACACCAGCACGUAGUAGACGUAUUCUAUGGGACCAAUAUCAUAAUCUUAGGUAUCCACCAGGUUACUUUCCACGUGAUAACUUGAGAAUGAAAAAUGACCCUUUAGACUGGAAUGGUGACCACAUUCACACUAAUUUCAAAGAUAUGUAUCAGCAUUUGAGAACAGCUGGUUUCUAUAUUGAAGUCCUUGGUGCCCCACUUACAUGCUUUGAUGCUAAACAAUACGGUACCUUAUUGCUUGUGGAUGCCGAAGAGGAGUAUUUCCCAGAAGAAAUUACCAAACUGAAACGUGACAUAGAUAAUGGUUUGUCUGUAAUGAUAUUCAGUGACUGGUACAAUGUGCAGGUGAUGCGUAAAGUCAAAUUCUAUGACGAAAAUACAAGGCAAUGGUGGAUGCCUGAUACUGGUGGUGCUAAUGUUCCAGCUUUGAAUGACUUGCUGUCUCCAUUUAGUAUGGCAUUUAGUAAUCAGGUCUAUGAAGGCGAUUUCACUUUAGGCGGUCAUGAAAUGUAUUAUGCCUCUGGGGGCAGUAUAGCCAAAUUCCCAGCAGAAGGAGUUCUUGUGAGGCAAACAUUGAAAGAUCAAGGGCAUGAAGUACUGAAAGGUGAAACUGUGACUGCAGAAGAUGUUCCUAUUUUAGGACUACAUCAAGUGGCCGAUACCAGUGGUAGAAUGGUUCUCUACGGGGAUUCCAACUGCCUUGAUAGUAGUCAUUUGCAAAAAGAUGUUGAACUACCGGAGAGGAUGGAAGGCAACCAUUUGUACCGCUACUCCAAAAUACUGGAAACUCAUGGUCUUGGUACACCACAAGCAAGACCACUUCCAGCAUGUCCACAUUUAGCUUGGGCUAAAGGAGAACCCCUCAAUAUUUCAGCUCCAACCAACCUUUACAAACAUCAGAAGUUGUUGUCAAUAGCAGAACCCGUUAUGCCUGUAGUCGGUCGAAGAGAACCACAAGUCAUUCCCCAUGCUAUCCAGGAAAAACCAGGCUGGGAGGUUGGACCUGGUGGAAUAAUAACACAACAGCAAGACAAUACACACACUUUGCCAGUUAUUGCAUUCCUUGGAAUGGCUGUAGUUCUUAUAUUUUUUGCACUACAGGUGCAUAAAACUAAAACGAAACCAAGGAGGAGGUAUCGACCACCUAGGUUGAAAAGAAUCCAGCAGUUGGUCGGAAGAAUGCCUAAUGUGUGAUUGAGAACACUGUGAAUAUUUGUUGUGUUCAAAGACUUGACUUCUGAAGGAUAAAGCAAGAUGAUUUGACUAUAUGAGUGAACUGGAUUAAUAAUUACUAUUUAUUUGGGAAAGUGAUGCAAUUUGGACUUUUCAGUGCUUUAGGAUGUUUGGAUUUGUGACAUGUUUUCGCACAUGUAAUGCUCCUGAACCUGCCCUACGUAAAGAACCUAUUAAGGAACAAUGUCUUUUCCUGUGGAAUAUUGUUGUAUUGACAUGACCAUGGUUGCCUGGUUACAGCAGCCAUGUUGGAAGUCCACUCUGAAGUUUCAGGAGAUGGGCAUGCUUACAUCACAUAACAAAGCUCUAUAAAGUUGUGUGAUCAGGAUGAUGUACACUCGAUUGUACGACGAACAUUGAAAAUGUUAAGAAUUUAAGAAACAUUUUCUUCUUUAGUUUAUUAUCACAGAGUAUGUGAAGAUACAAAUAGAUGUUAUAUUUUUAGUUCUUUUAUACUG
Saccoglossus kowalevskii is the source of this 3551-nucleotide messenger RNA. Its product is annotated as membrane-bound transcription factor site-1 protease. Gene Ontology annotation, biological process: proteolysis. Lineage: Eukaryota; Metazoa; Hemichordata; Enteropneusta; Harrimaniidae. Gene Ontology annotation, cellular component: Golgi apparatus. Gene Ontology annotation, molecular function: serine-type endopeptidase activity. The record is from RefSeq and is a predicted model, not a curated record.